AUGCACCGCGAGAAGGAGCGCCUCGACGACCAACGCCAGGCCACGGCGCCUGCGACUGCGACCCCUGAGCCCGCCACAUCAGCGUCCCACGAAGAAGAGGAGGCGGAGGAGAAGGAGGAGGUGGAGCGGCUGUGGCAGCGCGUAGAGGCCGGCGAGCGCGAGCAGGUGGCGCUGCGGCAACAGCUCGAGGAGCUGGGCGAGGCCAAGGAGCAGGUCGAGAAGGCCAAGGCGUUCCUGGAGGGCCAGCUGGAGCUGGUGGAGAUGCGCGACGAGAUGCACCGCGAGCGCGAGCGGACCGAGGUCGCCGCGCCGUCACAUGACAGUCACCACGAGCAGCUGCAAAGGGCCUCAGAAGAGGAGCGCGACCGGGCGGUGGCCGACGCACAGCGGCUUCACGACGAGCGGGAGGCCCUCCAGGCUGAGCUCGAAGCGACGCAGCGCGAAAAGGCGUUCCUCGAGCGACAAUUGGAGCUAAUGGUCAUGCGCGACGAGAUGCACCACGAACUCGAGCGAACCGAAGUCGCCGCGCCGCCACCUGAGGAGCACCAGCACCAGUACCAGCACCUCGAGCUGAAGGGGCAGCGACAAAGAACUGAGGCGGAGCGCGACCGAGCGGUGGCCGAGGCACAGCGGCUGCGCGAGGAGCGGGAGACGGUCGAGGGCGAGCUGCACCGUACCACUGCCGAGCUGGAGGCAGCGCAGCGGGAGAAGGAGUUCCUGGAGCGGCAGCUGGAGCUGGUGGUCAUGCGCGACGAGAUGCACCGCGAGAAGGAGCGCAUUGACGACCAACGCCAGGCCACGGUGGCUGCCGCCGCCGCCGCCGCUGCCGUUCCCACAAGCGAAGCGGAGGAGGUGGAGCGGCUGCGGCAGCGCGUGGAGGUUGGCGAGCGCGAGCAGGCGGCGCUGAGGGAACAGCUCGAGGAGCUGCGCGAAGCCAAGGAGCAGGCGGACAAGGCCAACGAGUUCCUGGAGCGGCAGCUGGAGCUGGUGGAGAUGCGCGACGAGAUGCACCGCGAGAAGGAGCGCAUCGACGACCAACGCCAGGCCACUGUGGCGACUGAGGAGGAGGAAGGAGAGAUGGAGCGGCUGUGGCAGCGCGUGGAGGCCGGCGAGCGCGAGCAGGCGGCGCUGCUGGAGCAGUUGGAGGAGCUCGAACGAGCGAAGGAGGAGCGCGAUCGAGCGGUGGCCGAGGCGCAGCAGCUGCGCGACGAGCGGGCCGAGCUGGAGCAGGUGAAGGAGUUUGUGGAGCGGCAGUGCGAGCUGAUGGCGAGCCGGGAGGACCUGCACCGGGAGCGCAUGGAAGAGCUCGAGGCCGAGCUCAAGCACGCCAACGCCCACGUCCAGCGAUUGACCUCCGCCGCCGAUCGCAGUCAGGAAUGCGAAGUCUUUUCCCAUGUCGAACUGCGGGAGACCAUUGAGCGCCUGGAGCGCGAGCUCGACGAAGCGCGGGCAGCAGCAGCCGCCGCGGACGAGGCCGGGCGCCGAAGUGGAAGCGAAGAAGAGGAGCUGGAGAAGGCCAGGGCGCAGGCCGCGCGGCUGGCCAAGGAGAAGGCCGUGGUCGAGGAGGGCCUGAUGCGGAUGAUGGACGCCAAGGAGCGCGCCGAGGAGCAGCGGGCGGCCAUCGAAGACCGGCUCACCCACGUCGAGCAGGAGUUGGCCCGCGUCACGUCGGCCCAGCCCGCCGCCGCCGUUGGUGGUGCUGACCAGGAGCGCGACGGGCUGCUGAUCGCAGCAGAGAUGGAGCGGCUGGCCGCCGAGCGCGACGAACUCAGACGCGCGCUCGACGAACACGAGGCACGGGCGACGGAGCUCGUGGCGCAGGUGCAGCAGCUGCAGAACCAGCGCGAGGCCCGGAAUGCCGAGCAUGCUGAUGACGUGGCACGACUGCGCAGUGAGGCCGACGCCACACUGGCCGACGCGCGCCGCGCCCACGACGAAGCGGUGGCCCAGCUGCGCGCCGGGCUCGAGGCCCAGUGGCUCGCACGCGAGCAGGAGCUGGUCCGGGUGCGCGCCGAGGGCGACGAGGGCGACGCUGCCGCCCGCUUGGUGGUGGCCGUGAGCCAGCGCCAGGCGGUCGAGGCCCAGCUGGUCGACCUCCAGGAGCGCGUGCGGGCCAUAGAUGCCCAGCUGGCGCAAACCACCGCGGCCAAGGCCGCUGCCGAAUCCGAGCUCCACAACGCCCGGAAUGCGUGGGAUGAAGCCGAGCGCGGGUGGCGCAAUGACGUGGCCCGGCUCGAGCGCGCCGUCGACGAUGCCAGGAAGCAGCUGCAGAAGGCCGAGCAGGAAGUCGAGCGGCUCGAGGCGGAGAAGUCCGUGUUCGAGGAGGGCCUCAUGAAGGUGGUCGAGGCGCGCGGGAUCGAAGAAGACGCACGCGCACGGCUCGAGCGCGAGUUGGCCGACGCGCUCGAGCGCGUGCGACAGCUCGAGGAGGCUCUCGUGGCCCGCCAGUGCGAGCUGCACCAGCUUCAGCAGUCGGCCGCGGAGAAGCGCGCGAAGAGCGAAGCUGACAACGGCGACUGGCUCGAGGAGAAGGUUGGGCUCGAGAGCCAGCUCGAGCGCGCGCGGCUGCGCGAGGCCGAUGCGGCGCGGGAGCGGGACGAGCUCGCCCAGCAGGCGCAGCGGAUGAUCGACGACCGGGUGGCCGAGAUCGAGUCGCUCAAGCGCCAGGUCGAGGAGCUGCUCGCAGCCCGCCAGCCACAGCCCAACGGCGACGCUGUCGACGACCACCAGCAGCAGCCGAGCGCCGACGCUGACGGCGACGACCACGAGAAGCUGCGUGCGAUCACGGACAGCCUGGUGGGCGUGGAGCGUGCAAUGAUGGAGGACGCGAGGCAGCAGGAGGCGCUCGAGGCCGAGCUCGAGGCGGCGCGCGAGGAGCUGCAGGAGGAGAAGCGGAGGAACCGGGCGCUUAAGGAGGCGCUUGACGAACACAGCCAGACGGACCAGGACGCAGAGGAGCGGAAUGAAAAGGAUGCGGAGGAGGCGGCGGCGCUGACUCGGGAAUGCGAGGAAUUGCGGCGCGAGAACGACGACCUCCGAAAGGAGCUGGACGAGGUCAAGCGGGAGGGCGAGGGCGAGUUGCAGCGCGAGCUGGUCGAGAUGCGGCGGGAGAAGGAGGGCCUCCAGCGCGAGAUCGUCAACGCCAUGGUCCGCCUCGAGGAGCUCGACAAGGAACACAAGCACGCGCUCAAGGCCUUCAAGAACAACAAGAAAAAGAACGAAGACGAUGAGAACGAACACGAAAAGGAAAGCGAAAGCGAAAGCGAAGACGAAAAGAGCGAAGACAACGAAGACAGGGAGGGACAGCACCGGACGCAGUUGGCGCGGGUCGAGCGCGAGCGGGACCAUGAGCGCGAGCUGAGGGGUGCGGCCCAGGACCAGCUCCGGGAGGCCGCCGCGGUGCGGGAGCAGGACUUGCUCGCCCUCGAGCAGGUCAAGCGCGAGAACGACAACCUCAUGGACAUGCUCGAGGCCACCAUCGUCCAGCGCGAGAGCCUCAAGUCCCUCGUGCGCGAGCUCCACCACCAGCAGCAGCACCAGCUCAGCUCGCCCGCCGCCCUGCAGCGACACGACCGCGACGACUGUGCGGUCGACACGCAGGCCAUCACGCACGACGACAACGACCACGACCACGACGACGAUGCGGUGCUGCUGCGCCGUGAGGUGGAGCGCCUGCAGGGCGAGAAUGGGGCGCUGCUGCUGGCCGUGGCCCAGGCGCGGACGAACGAGGUGGUGCGGGACGCGCAGCGGCGGCAGGACGAGGAGACCGACGCCGAGGCGCUCGAGGUGCUGCAGGCUGAUAAGCGGCGUCUCGCUGACCAACUGGCCGCCGCCCAGCAGCACGAGAGCGAGGCCGAGAAGAACGAGAAAAAGAGCGAAGGCGAAAAGAAGCAAAAGAGCGAAGACGACAAGGAAGACGAGGAGAACGAAGACGAUAACGACGACGAUGAACCGUUCGAGCGGCUGAUCGAGGAGUGGGAGCGACAGGAGAGCGAGCGGGAGGCGGCGGAGAGGCGGCGGGUCGAGGAGCAGCUCGCCGCGCGCGACCGCGCCAUCGAGGAGCUCGAGGCCCGCCUCACCUCUACCACCUCGGAGGUGCGCGCCCGGCUCGCCCUACGCCACGAAGAGCUCCGUCUCACCGAGUCCGCCCCCGACAUCGCCGACGCCGACCACGACCACGACGACGUGCCCGAGCAGUCGACGACGGCUGUGGAAGGCGAGGCCAAGCGUGUUGCGUGGCUGCAGGAGAGGCAGGCCCUGGUCGACCAGAUCAACGACCUGCAGACGGAGCUGAUGCAGCUGCGCGCGCGGAUCAAGCGCGCCGAGGAGCACGACGACCAGCGGACGGCGGAGCUGCUGGCCCUGCGCGAGCGGGAGACGGAGAUGCAGGCCGAAAUCAACGCCCGACGAGCGGCGCGCGUCGACGAUGACUCGAAAAAGUGGAGGCGCAGGCUGGUGACCCGCGAGGCCGAGGUGGUCAAAGUGGUGGAGCGACGCCUGGCCUCGCUGAGCCCCCACAGUGCGGUGAGCCUGGGCAAGCUCGAAAUGCUCCGCCGCGACGUCGCCGAGGCGCGCAAGGCGCUCGAUCGCCGUCUGGCCGCCACCGCUAAUGCUGCGGCUGACGACACCUUCGGCGACGAACAGCUGCAGUUCAUCGGAUCGCUCGAGACCAUCGUCACUUCGCUAUGUGACGUCAUCGCCGAGGAGGAGACCAGCCCCAGCGGGCUCAAGGAGAUCGACGACAACGACGAUGACGAUGACGAAGCGGAGGACUACUACGACGAGACGAGGACAAAGAAGGGCAGCCACGCGUCGCUCUCCGUCGUGCGGUCGAAGGUGGAGGAGAUGAUCCAGCGUCUGUCCACGGCGCAUCUGCUCGAAGGCGCAGGCUCCGCUCCCGCCAAGCGACGCCACUGA
Messenger RNA from Acanthamoeba castellanii str. Neff, 4917 nucleotides. RefSeq lists its product as uncharacterized. The transcript has a single exon. Bases 1 to 4917 code for a protein of 1638 amino acids. Lineage: Eukaryota; Discosea; Longamoebia; Acanthamoebidae. The record is from RefSeq and is a predicted model, not a curated record.